AUUCAAGGAAGUGUCUUUAUUUCGCACUUCCCGUUUUAGUAAUAAUUCUAAAUCUUUAAAAAUUCUGCUGAAAUUCAAGUACUCGAAUAUCUUAAGUGUCUGCUGUCCCUUCAGCGUCACUUGCCCGCCCUCGAUGGGUCCCUGUGAACUAGUUCCUGCACAUUGCCCAUUUCCUGCGCCCCCUGCUGGCUAAUCUGCUGCAGGACAUCCUCAGUCUCCAAGGUAAGGUCCAUUAACAACUGUAAUUUUCAGGACAGUCCCUUGUCCCUCAUGCUGACAAUGAAUCUGUCUGUAAUGUGCUCAUUUCUGCUAGCACUGAAUUUGCAAUUCUUGCUCAGCUCUUACAGGGUUUUUCUAUGACUUUUGGAACCAUAUGGCCCAGUGUGCCAAGUUAAAACUGUGUGGCAGGUUAAACUUAGGCAUGUUUAUCUCUAUCCAUAUACUUCCGACACCAUGACAAUAAAGUAUAGAGAGGAAGGUUCCCAUAUUCAGAACUAUUAUUUUAUUAAACUGUAAAGGUACACGGAAGUAUGUUACAUGCUACUUAUCUCUACCUCUUUCCAACUUCGUUCACACACGUGGUGCACACAUGCAGGUCCAAACUAUCAUGGGUCACAUGCACUGUCGGCCAACCAAAUUAUCUGCACGUCAGUACAGUACCUUGACAGUGAACCGAAUCAUUUUCAAGGUUGUUGUUAGCUUAUGAGUUUGGCAAGCUAUAAAAGUAGCCCGUUUACAUACACUCACGGCUAACUCCUGAAUAAACGAAACCACAAAUGUGAAGGGGUUACUGCUUCAAAGUAGCAGUGCAAAUCUAGGGCUGGGCAUCGUUUCGAUACCAGUACCAGAACUAUACCUUGAUUUCGAAACCAGUUCCCAAACAAUACUUUUUUAAUACUAAUAUGUUUUUAAAUCAAUUUCAACAACAACAAAAAUACAUUAAACAUUAUAGCACAAAUCUUUUAUUUAAACAAGUUUUUUUUUGGUUAGUUACUAGGGGAUCGGUUGUGAUCAUAAGGUCUUUUAUUUAUAUUUUACUUAUAUGACCUGCAACAUGUUUAUAAUUCAUAAAUAAAUCUGGCCAGCAGAUCGAUCUUUCCUUUUUCACAGAAUAAAAACAAGCUGGCAAGUUGUUCCACUGCUGACACCGGCAAUAUUAGACAAAACUAUAUUGCCACAGAAUAAAAAGACAAUGUAACGUCAUCCUGUAAAUGUGUGCUGGCACAUUUCACCACCAGCAUCAGCAAUAUAAAAGGAAACGCAACCAAAAACGUAUUCAAUCUUAUUGAGGUACAAAAAUAAUUCCAUCUGCUCCGUCUCCUUUUCUGUUCUUCCGCCUAACUUCCAUGUUUGCACCAGUGCUUGUGGUCAAGCAAUCAGUGUAAACGCCUCCACAGUAGUACCUCCGAGGACAUGACAUCAGACCAAGUUCCAAUGAUGAUGAUACACAUGCACACUUGCUCUCUCCUGGUGUUUCACGUGAAAUAAGAUGGGGGGCAUAUUUGGGCUGAAAUGAGGGGCAUAUCUGCAAUUCGCCCUGGUGCGCGGAGUUACAGUAUUUACUCGCACUGUCUCCAAAAAUGGUGACAAAACGCGACUAAAUGGUUUCAGUCUGGAUGCCCUUUGAGCCACACUUCUGAUUUCUUAGACAUUGUUUACAAUAGGCAACAAACAAGAACAUCAACACAGAGGGGAGCCAGUUCACAUGUCCGUGUCUGGGCAUGAAGUGUUUGUAUAACAUGUUAGACAGCCAAUCACCAGCUGCAUGCCUUUUAGCUCACAGACGCUGAGAUUUACUGUUUGGGGAUUGGAAUACCACACCUGGUGCAUGACGCUCAUUAUGGACACAGGUUUCCAAAUCAGAAGUUGCAACUUCAUGGAGAAAACUUCAAGAAAAAGUUUUUUUUUGUCAUUAGUACUUCUUGGAAUUAUGUGGCUAGUCUAUAAAAUUCCCUUAGGACGGAAUCUGACUACAUAUCCACAUUUAUGGGGAAAUAUUUUACAUCUACCAGUUAAUCUGAGUAAUCAGCAUGCAAAGAACUUGACUGAGCAAAAUAUAACGCCGAUUAAGGACACAAAGCAUUUCCUGGUUUCUGCCUACAAAGAUCACAGGAUUGAUGGAACCAUUCGUAUCAUUAGCAUAUAUAGGAGGGAUGAUGUCAGAAGACUGUAUUGUAUAAUUGGUUGUGCUCAACAUGGAUAUUUGGUUACAGCAGCAGAUGUUGACAUACACCGUGAUCAUUUUGGGUUCCCUUACCACACCACAGACCUGCUGUGUAAAACUGAACCAAAGUGUGAUGCUGCAAAUGUCACCAUCAGUAAUUCUCCAUACACCACAGACAUUCCAGAUAUGAUCUUCCUACCCAUACGAAACAGAGAGAGAAACGAGCACAACUUCAAAUACAACUUCACUGUCUGCAUCUCCAACCUCUUUGGAACUUAUAACAAUGUACUGCAGUUUGUGCAGACCAUAGAAGUGUACAAACUCCUGGGCAUACAGAAAGUGGUCAUCUACAAUACUAGCUGUGGUCCAGACCUUGACAAGGUUCUGCACUACUACAGGGAAGAGGGUACACUUGAAAUCCACCAAUGGCCAAUAGAUCAGUUCCUCAAUCCCUCCAAAGGCUGGAACUUUGAAGAGCAUAAAGGUGACCUCCAUUACUAUGGGCAGUUAACUACUCUGAACGACUGUAUCUACAGAAACAUGUACAGAUCCAAGUAUCUUCUGCUGAAUGACAUCGAUGAAAUAAUUGUGCCUUAUCAACAUGCUACACUGGAGAUUCUCCUGGAGGACCUGCAAAGACAAAACCCCACAGUAGGAGUCUUUCUUAUCGAGAAUCGUAUCUUCCCCAAAACCGUCUUUGAUGAUAUGGGCAGAUUCAACUUAACACAGUGGAAAAACGUUCCAGGAAUAAACAUCUUGGAACACAUUUAUCAGGAACCUGACAGGAAAGAUGUUUACAACCCCACCAAGAUGAUCAUAAACCCAAGGCAAGUGGUGCAGACAUCAGUGCAUUCAGUGCUGAAGAAUUAUGGAGGCACAUUGACAGUUCCACCUGAUGUGUGCAGAAUUGUACAUGUCAGAGUUCCUUUACAGGGGAAUCUCACCAAAGAGCAACUCAUUGUGGACAAAAAACUGUGGGAAUAUCAGAAGGAUCUUGUGCAAAAUGUUGACAGUGUGCUGAAUAAAUCAGGGAUCUAUGACUAAAGCAUUUUGAUUUCCACAACCUUUUUCUUUUCACUUGUCUUUUUUCACAGAUGUUUCUCCUACUUUAACUAUGUCCUCGUAAUUUUUGUAUUUGUUACAAAACUUGGUAUCGCUUUUAAAGGUGAAUGCGUACUUGUGUAGCAGUUAUGUCAAUCGCUGUCUAUAAUCAUCUUUCAUAAAUAUAGCACACAGUGUAACCGUAGAACUUUUCAGUGAUGAUAACCAUGAUGGUCAGGCUAUCCCAGCUGAAGAAUCUUUUUAGCAACUGUGUAUCCAAUUUGUAAUUCAUCGGUAGGCCUGCUGGGUAUUCCUGAAUACCUGCCUCCUUUCUCUGAACUACUGAAAGUGUCUCCUUUUUAAGAUACAGAGUGCCCCUUAUAUGUUAAAGGCACUGAGCACCACCCCCUCAAAACGUCUCUGCACAGUAGUGAUUCACAGACAAAAGCUGUGAGUACACAGCCUCUCCUGGUGUGACACUGCUGCAGGCCUUGCAGUGCUGUUUGUGACCUGCUGUAACUUCCUCGUGCAGUGUCAGUAGGGAGCACCAAGCACACUGGAAGUAAUUCAGCAGUCAGUCAGUUCAGCCAUUCAUUAUAUACUAAUCAAUUGUCAGGGAGAUUUAUAAAUUUGAUUUAUAUGACAGAGGGAUCAUGUGUAUUAAUACAAGAAUGUGGCUGAUAGUUGGAGCUGGCAAGCAGGUUAUGAUGAGGUUAUGUUCCGAUAAACCUUCCGAAAUGCAUUUUAAUACAGUACACCUGAGCUAACAAACAUCAUAGCCUAGCCUAGCCUACCUUAAACACGUUUAGAAUACUUACAUUAGCCUACAGUUGGGCAAAAUCAUUAACACAAGGCCAAUUUUAUAACAAACUGUCUCAUGUAAUUUAUUGAAUAAUGUACUGAAAAGUGAAAAUAUCAUAACACGGACCAUUGUAACCCAGGAAGUGUUACUUACCUUUUUCAGACAAAUGAUGGAUUUUGAGUGGUUUACUGUUUAGACAUAGUAUGUGGUACAAGUAUAGAAUCGCGAUACUUUAUUAAUCCCCAUAGGGAAGGUUUCUUUGCCCUAUCUUGUUCUCCGUAAAGGUGAGAGCAAACUUGGGGGUCUCAGCAAAGGGGAAGCCACUUCCUUGUGGGCCCACAGACAUGUGGCUAUUUUACCAAGGUCAGGCUGAAACUAGCAGCCUUCUGAUCACAGGCACAGAGCUUUCGCCUGCCGAGCCACACGCAAACGCGAUUACCGCAGAACCAAACAAACCUCUCUUAUCAUAUUGUACUGGCUUUUGCUUUUUUGUUCUCUUGAUACUGAAAGAAGUUGAUAAAAUAUUGCUGCUAGUUUUGAAACUGCUAAAAGUACUAUCAGGUAUUCUUGGCUAAACAUGAAGAAUAUUUGUACCUUGUUCAUUUUAUUAUUUUAGUGUUGCACAUGGAUUCCACAGCUUUGUAUUUUUUUGUAUUUGGUAAUUUAGCCAUGCGACAACCUGAAACUGGAGAAAUUACUGCUUAGUCUUUGGUUAAACAGUUUAUUGUUCCUGACAAAAAACAUCCCAUAAUACUAAGAUUUCAAGAAGAAUUCUAGAGCAAUGAGACGAUUAUGGUAGCUGUAGUUUCAGUGUAAGAUUCACCUGUAGUUGUUUGCAUUAAAGUAUUGGCAAUGUAACUAACUGACAAAGAUUACUGUGAUUUAUUGUAAAAUAUAUGCAGGCUGGCACUGUAGUCUGACAUGUACUAUAUGCCAGCUGCAGAAACAAUGAUAAUUUUAUUGUAGAUGAAUAGAAUCAUACUGUGUGACUACAAUAUUUACUGUAUUUUUAAUAUUGUAAACUUUGAUUAAAAUGUCACAGCUAAGAGCUGUUUAUUUACAGCACUUCACUGGCAGUAUACUGUAAAUUUUGAAGUAAAUUGUUGACAGUAUAUCCCAGGGAGCACGGGAUACAAGACGAUGUACACCUUGGAUGAGAUGUUAGUCCAUCACAGGCUGUGCAGCCUGCAACUCAGAAGGGCGACUUAGCGUAAGUGCACGUGUGAGAACUAAUGGAGGAUAAUCCCUCAUGUGACGUCUUUUACUGGUUUGUUUUAUUUCCUGAAAAAUAUUGAUUUGUUAUAUGUGCCUUUGCCUUUCAGCUGUACAGGUCCUGAAAGUACAGAUCCAGAGCAAGGUUUUGUUUCAACCAACCAGCUGAGUACUCUGUGACUGUGAGUC
Messenger RNA from Paramormyrops kingsleyae, 5408 nucleotides. The record is from RefSeq and is a predicted model, not a curated record. Lineage: Eukaryota; Metazoa; Chordata; Actinopteri; Osteoglossiformes; Mormyridae.